AUAAGACACAUUGACCUGAGCGGUGUUUAUAAACUCUAUCACGUGAUCUCAUGUCCAAACGUAAGUGACGUCAUGGAGUAGAAUCGAUCUAGAAGCGAACAGAACCGACACGGAAUUGGGUUCAAAUCACCGCGGACCUUUCAGAUGUCUGUUGUACACUGAGAGAGUAAUGUGUUUGUUGUGGUUACUCUGAUCCUCGGAGAGAUAAAAAUGGUUGUUUACAGUCUAUUUAAUUCCGUUGUAUUGGAUCUUCUACUGCGCCACCUGCUGUUAGUCGCCGGAGCUGCAGUCGUGACAGUCUGCAUUUAUUAUUAUGUCCAACGGGACGAUGGAGGACAAACCACCGAGGACACCGAGGACACCACCGUCCCCGAAGACCCAGUUUAUGAACAGACCACGGAACCGGCUCUGGUCCGACACACAGAGGUUGUUCAGGACCAGAUGAUGGAGGCUGAGUCUGAGGCUGAGGAGAAGAUUCAGGAGCUGGUGGUGCCCAAGAUUCAGCUGGAGGACAGAGUGAAGGAGCUGGUGGUGCCCAAGAUUCAGCUGGAGGACAGAGUGAAGGAGCUGGAGGAACUACUCUGUGAGGCACGCAGAAGCUAUGACCUGAAAAGUAAGGAGUGUGAGCGAGAACAGGAGGCUCACAGCAUCCUCCAGACUGAGAAUGACAAAAUGAAGAAGACCAUCGCUCAGCUGGAGGAGAAGAACGAUCAGAUGAGUAACCAGGAGCUGUUAAUGAACGUAAAAAUUUCUUCUUAUUAA
Molecule: messenger RNA, 762 nt
Organism: Tachysurus vachellii
Lineage: Eukaryota; Metazoa; Chordata; Actinopteri; Siluriformes; Bagridae
Product: leucine-rich repeat flightless-interacting protein 1-like
Exons: 4
Coding region: 211-762 (183 amino acids)
Biological process (GO): regulation of DNA-templated transcription
Source: RefSeq, a predicted model, not a curated record